Molecule: messenger RNA, 2795 nt
Organism: Balaenoptera ricei (Rice's whale)
Lineage: Eukaryota; Metazoa; Chordata; Mammalia; Artiodactyla; Balaenopteridae
Gene: TMEM230
Product: transmembrane protein 230
Exons: 4
Coding region: 139-501 (120 amino acids)
Biological process (GO): synaptic vesicle transport
Cellular component (GO): synaptic vesicle; endomembrane system
Source: RefSeq, a predicted model, not a curated record
CCCAGCUGGUCUGGGGCGGGGAGGCAGUUGGGGGAGGCGUACUGUGAGGUCUCCGGCUCGCCUGCUGCGAACCGUGAGCUAGCUGUCUGCGCGCGGGCGGCCUGGCCCGGGCUCCGACUGUAACUGUGUCAGCGUGUUAUGAUGCCGUCUCGUACCAACCUGGCUACUGGAAUCCCCAGUAGUAAAGUGAAAUACUCAAGGCUCUCCAGUACAGACGAUGGCUACAUUGACCUUCAGUUUAAGAAAAGCCCUCCUAAGAUUCCAUAUAAGGCCAUUGCGCUUGCUACGGUGCUGUUUUUGAUUGGCGCCUUCCUCAUUAUCAUAGGCUCCCUCCUGCUGGCAGGCUAUAUCAGCAAAGGGGGGGCAGACCGGGCCGUUCCCAUCCUGAUCAUUGGCAUCCUGGUGUUCCUGCCAGGAUUUUACCACCUGCGCAUCGCCUACUAUGCAUCCAAAGGCUACCGGGGAUACUCCUACGAUGACAUUCCAGACUUUGAUGACUAGCACACACCUCAGCCCUGAAGAAAAGAGUCACAGAUGGGACUGAGCCCACCUUUAAGACAUUGAGCAGAUACUAUGGCUAAGGGCUAAGGAGUUCUGCGAUUUGCAGAUGUUUAACAAAACAGUGGCCAGAUUUUAUGGGUCCAUCCGAAAGAUGUUAACUAAGCUUACAACUAUCCAUGUCAUCAGGACAGUUUCUAUUUUUCAUCUCCUGGCCCUGGCAAAAGCUCCUGACAAGUUUUUCCACGUGAAUAUGUGUCAUGAAAAGUAGCAAUGUUAAUUGUAUGGGAAAGUGGGAGGUUAUUCUGUAGUGGAAUGUGUUGCUGCCACCACCCUUUUUAGAGUUGAGCAUUCUUUUAAAUAGUCCUCAUUGUCAGUAUGUUCUUGUGGCAAAUGGAAGAAUGCAGUAUGUCAGAUUUCUUAUUACUAAGUAAUUUAUUUUGAAAAUAUGUAAGUGUCUUAUCCCCAUACUCUAACUUUGUGUUCUAGUGGAAAACCGUGGCAAAAUCAAAUAUCAGUGGGGUGCAUCUAUAAUAUUUUUUACUUGCUUUCUUAUUAACAGCAACUAGGAAUUUUUUAAAACUCAGAGCAAAUUUUCAAACUGUAAACACAUUCUCUGUUCACCGGUCCUUGGCCAGCUCUGAUCUGGUUCACUGACAGGUUGGCCAGCAUAUAAUUUGGAUCAUUCUGUCCUUUGUAAAUCUAGAUGUUCUGUAUAUCAUACCUUUAAGGACAAGACUUUUGGCUGUUUCCUAAGGAAAAAAUGUAGAUAAGUGGUUAUUAUUUAUAGUUUUUAACACUGUUGUUAGCACCUCGUAUUAUGAUGUCAUUCUGCUGAAGAUUGUAAGAACUGGCCUGGAUCUCUAGAGGACAAGACUGCCUUAGUUUGAUUCUGUUUCCUAUCUUGCAAAAAAUGGCUUGUAUUCAAAAGAAAUUAAAAUGUCAAAAUCUAAAUCCUAGGCUUAAAAGAUAACUUUAAACCUAUUUUAGAAAACGUUUUAGUAAUUAUAUGAUAUCUUUGAUCCCAAUACCUAGGACUACCUUCAUUUUUAGAUAACUGGCAUUGUGCAUUAGACUGUUUUCCAGUCAUUCUUUUACUCUGAAGUUACGGACUUGGAUGAUUAGAAGCCUGCAAGUGCCAUUAGCUGAGAUUUGGAGGGCUGUGGGUAGAGGAAGGUUAUUAGGGAAGAUGACUUCAACUUUGGAUGUAUUAAAUUUAGAUGUCUACUUGACAUCCAAGUGGAGAUGUUGAGUAGGCAAUUGCAAUGUGCAGUUUGGAGUUCAGGAAGGGAGUCUAUGCUAUAGUUAGAAAUUUGGGAGUCAGUGUUGGGGCGAUAUCUAAGGGCCAUGGGGCUGGAUGAGAUCACCCACGGAGUGAGUACAAAUGGGAAAAAAAGCUAGGCUAGGACUCAGGAAGUGAGAGACAAAGAGAGGGCAAUCAGAAGUAGCCUUCAAGGUUAGGUGCAUUUGGUAAUGGGAGGGUAGGCUGGGGAGUCCGGUAGUCUAAUUAAAGUUCUUGGGCCUUGACAGUGAAGAUGUGAGGAAAUAUAUAAAGCUUGAUCCUGGGCAGUGUUUGCAAAGCAAAGCUAAGACCAGAAGGUUUUGGCCAAACUAAAUUAUUUUGUCCUUUUUAUAAGGGUAAUGAUGCUGCUAGUAAGGGGGAAAAAAAAUCAAAAUGGAACGGUGGGGAGACUAAACAGUCCAUUCCCAUGGUUGUCUAAUUAAGUUUCUUGUAUACCCUUCUAGAAAUUUUCUAAGCACAUAUCUAUCCUUUUUUCAAAAAACAAAAACGAAAACUCGGACUCCCAUUGUAUAGCUCCAUAAUUUGUUUCCUACUUACUCUAUUUUGUGUAUCUUGCCGUAUCCACAGAGAUCAGCCACGUCCUUUUUUUUUUUUGGCUGCAUCACGUGGCUUGUGGGAUCUUAGUUCCCCGACCAGGGAUUGAACCCGGGCCCCCUGCCUUGGGAAUGUGGAGUCUUACCCACUGGACCACCAGGUAUGUCCCUCUAUUUCAUUUUAAUACUUGGAAAAACCCUGAGUUGGAUAAGAUUCUUAGGUAAUAAGUUGAUAUUUGGGACUCACAUUUAAGCAAAGCCUGAAUUUCCCUUACCAAGUAUGAAAGGCAAAUGCCUUUAGGGGCUGGACAAGUAAAGGAAUGGAGGGCAGAGGGAUGGAUAGGAUUAACGGGAACCAAGGUCAAUUGUCAAAUGUAUAUUUUAUCUAAAAGCAGCCUCCCCGCUCCUUCUGAAGUGUUGGCCAAACCAUGUGCCCUAGCUUUAUAAAGAUUUUCUAUUUA